UCCACUUUGGGCCCCAGAACUUUCCCCGAGCUGGCACCUGAGCACCACGGGACUGUGGGUGGCUUGUGGGGAGCAGGAAGUCUGACCCUCGUACUGGUCUCCAGACCCUGGCCAGCUGGAGUGUGGUCAUUAAUGACUUGCUGUCGGUGACGCUGGCAUUGCCACGGGCAGCGCCACAGGUCUCAGCAGUGCGAUGGCGUCCGACGAGUUGAAAGGGAGCAUGGCAGACGCUCCAAUGGAGGGAACACCGGCCCGCUUUCUGGACUUCACUCAGCUGGUCGACAUGGCUUCUGAGGCCGUGGGAGGGAAGAUUUUAUUUGCAACAGAUGACUUUUUUGCUCCUGCAGAAAAUCUCAUAAAGAGUGACGGCCCGAGUUGCAAAGAACAUGAAUAUACUGAGUUCGGGAAGUGGAGGGAUGGCUGGGAGACCAGAAGAAAACGGAUUCCAGGUCAUGACUGGUGCGUCAUCAAGCUGGGGGUACGAGGAGUGAUCCGGGGCUUCGACGUGGACAUUUCUUACUUCACAGGCAAUUAUGCGCCUCGAGUGUCGAUUCAAGCAGCAAACUUGGAAGAAGAUAAACAGCCAGAAAUCCCAGCAAGGGGAGGCAGGGCAGGAGCUGCCGCCACACCUGAGGAGCUGGACGCCAUUGCUGAGUUAAAAUCCGACAGCUGGGAUCACUUGGUUCCCAUGACAGAGCUUCAACCAGGAAACCCAUCCUCCAGCCACAACUAUUUCCUGGUCAACUCCCAGCAGAGGUGGACUCACGUAAGACUCAACAUUUUCCCAGACGGUGGGAUUGCCCGUCUCAGAGUGUACGGGACUGGACAAAAAGACUGGACUGCAACGGACCCCAAGGAGCCCGUGGACCUGGCGGCCAUUGCUUUUGGGGGUGUCUGCGUAGGGUUUAGUAAUGCACAGUGCGGGCACCCGAACAACAUAAUAGGAGUUGGCAAGACAAGGUCGGUGGCAGACGGCUGGGAGACUGCGCGAAGGCUGGACAGGCCCCCUGUUCUGGAACAACACGAGAGUGGCUUCCUCCAGCCUCAGGGCUGUGAGUGGGCAGUGUUCCGCCUGGCGCACCCCGGAGUAAUCACUCAGAUCGAGAUCGACACCGACUACUGCCAAGGUAACUGCCCUGACAGCUGCAAACUGGAUGGGUGUAUCCUGACAACGCAGGAAGAAGACGACAUGAUCAGACAGAAGUGGGACCUUCCGGCUGCCAGGUGGAAACCACUGCUUCCGGUCACCAAGCUCUCCCCCAACCAGAGCCACUCAUUCGACAGCCUGACCCUGGAACUCCAGGACGUGAUCACCCACGCCAGGCUCACCAUCACCCCAGACGGGGGCGUGGGCCGCCUUCGGCUCAAGGGGUUCCCCAGCUCCAUCUGCCUCCUGCGGCCCCGUGAGAAGCCUAUGAUGAGGUUCUCUGUGAAAGCGGGCUUCAGAGCCAACGUCUGAGCCCGCCAGACCCCCCUAGGCCCUGUGGGAGUCACCAGUCCUCGUCUUCCUCUUGUGAAUGCGUGUGUCUCCCGGUGAUGUAAUAAAGUGGUCUCACACAGCGUGCUCUGUCUUCA
Molecule: messenger RNA, 1575 nt
Organism: Tupaia belangeri chinensis (Chinese tree shrew)
Lineage: Eukaryota; Metazoa; Chordata; Mammalia; Scandentia; Tupaiidae
Gene: ALLC
Product: allantoicase
Exons: 12
Coding region: 194-1459 (421 amino acids)
Biological process (GO): allantoin catabolic process
Molecular function (GO): allantoicase activity
Source: RefSeq, a predicted model, not a curated record